GACUGGACGGUCGGCGAGGUGCGCGGGCGUGUUGGCUGACGGGCUGCGCAGGGCACAGGGUCGCGGUCCGCGUGGGCACCUGCCGUCCCCGCGGAGGGGACUCCCGCCAGAAGUAACCCUCUGCCUCGGAAUGGGAUACUGGCUCCUUCCGCACUUCCUGUGAUCAAGCCGGGAACUGGGCUUCUGUGGGGAUGCCUAUAAACCAUCAGAAAUCAGACUUCUCGGAGAUGGACUCCGACAUGUCACCCAGCUGCAGGCUCAGUGACUUGAGCAGAGGUGGGAGUCUGGAGAGUCGAAGCAGCAGUUCGCGGUCCAGAAGUUUCACUUUGGAUGACGAGAGCCUGAAGCACCUCACACACGAGGAGAAGGAUGUCAUCCUGUUUUUUGAAGAGACUCUCGAUUCCCUGGAAGACGACUUUGAGGARCCAGCCCUGUGUGACAGUGGUAUUCAUUGCCAUUCUCCGCAGUCUCUGGAGAGCCCUUCCAGUCACUCUGAGCCUGAAGAUGUCAUCGAUUUAGUGCAGCCAAGACCUGCAGCUGGGGACAUGGAGUGCCUUCCAGCGGUGCCCCAGGGAGCAGGGACUGGACCUGGGAAGGAGCACAUUGCUGUCCUCGAAGGCAGGAAACAAGACACUGAGAAUUCCCAAGCACCAGAGCCCACAGGUCCCGAAGCCCUUCCUCUGCCACCUUCCCUGCCUGGCACCCCAGCCCCAGCCUACCCUAGGAGGGAGCUGCCCUCCCCUUCUCCUCCAGCAGAGCACCCAAAGCUACCCCGCUCAGUCCCUACUCCGCUUGUGAUUGCUCAGAAAAUCUCCGAGAAGUUGGCAGGAAAUGAAGCCCUCUCCCCCACAUCCCCUUCRAAGGAGGGCAGGCCUGGAGAGUGGCGGACACUGACUUCUUUAGCCUCUCGGAACGGAGACCAGUUCCCCUGGCACCGACACUCRGCACAGCCUGCACCCAAGAUUCACCGCUUCCCCAGCAACAUCAGCGUGACCAACAGCUCUGGGAAGGACUUCAACAAGACCAUCUCCAAAGCAGCCGUCAAUGUGCAGGAGCGCAAAGCCCAGGUCCUGGCCAACAUCAAYGGCGUCUCUUUCCUCACCUCUGGCGACACAGAAGACCGGUCACCGAAGAGUGAUCUCACAGAGAAGAGRAGUGUCCCUGCAGAUCAGGGGACGCCCUCCUGGAGCAAGCCAGGACUGGCCAAGGAAGCUGAAGAGCCSCGAGCAGGCGGGCAGGCCAGUGGUGGUCAGCAGUCCAGAGGUGUGCAGACAGAGCAGCCCCCAGUGCUGGCCAACGGCUUCCAGAGCAUCCAUGAGGUGCUGCGGAGCGAGUCCAGUCCCUUYGUGUCUACUGGAAAGACUGUCACCUUCCGUCCAGACCCCACUCUUGCCAGCAAGCUCGCGCGCCAGAAUGCCAGCAGGAGCUUCUGUGAGCCCCGGCCGCCAGACUGUGGCCAGGACGCCAGGAAGCGGGCAGGCUCUCUCCCCAGAGCAGUGGGGUUCAGGCCCCAGGGCAUCACUGUGCAGUUCUCUGGCCGGGGCUCCACAGAGGAAGCUCGGCGGGAGGCCCUGCGCAAGCUCGGGCUACUGAAGGAGAACUUGUGAUGGAGACUAGCCCAGGAGCACCAAAGGCCCCCUGCUCAUCCGUCAGCAGGAUGGCUAAGACACCUGUUUAUUCCCCUCCCUGAAAAGGGGAUGAAAUGAAACAGUGACAGGCCCUAUGGUCCUGCAAAUUCAAGACCUGGUUGGCCUGAAAUGCACAUGUGAAGAGCAGGACCUGGGGGCCCAGCAGCUGUGGCCCUAUGAGGAGGGGAGCCAGAGACGCUGGGCCUGGGAAGUCCCGCAGGGGAGCAGGGAAUUCUGCGAGAGCCUGGACCCAUAUCUUUUCACCUUCCUUUUCCUAAGAUCUCAGAGAAUAAACUUUUAAGUCUUGUUGGCUUC
Messenger RNA from Urocitellus parryii (Arctic ground squirrel), 1943 nucleotides. RefSeq names its product proline and serine rich 2 (gene Proser2). NCBI's taxonomy places the organism in Eukaryota, Metazoa, Chordata, Mammalia, Rodentia, Sciuridae. The record is from RefSeq and is a predicted model, not a curated record.